This is a messenger RNA of Peromyscus leucopus (white-footed mouse), 757 nucleotides long. RefSeq names its product nucleolar protein 56-like. NCBI's taxonomy places the organism in Eukaryota, Metazoa, Chordata, Mammalia, Rodentia, Cricetidae. Gene Ontology annotation, cellular component: small-subunit processome; box C/D methylation guide snoRNP complex. Gene Ontology annotation, molecular function: snoRNA binding. The record is from RefSeq and is a predicted model, not a curated record.
ACAAGGGGGUAAUACACCAAAAUAUGGACUCAUUUUCCAUUCCACCUUUAUUGGUCGAGCAGCUGCAAAGAACAAAGGCUGCAUCUCCCGAUAUCUAGCAAACAAAUGCAGCAUUGCCUCAAGGAUUGAUUGCUUCUCUGAGGUGCCCACAAGUGUGUUUGGGGAGAAGCUCCGAGAACAAGUUGAGGAGCGGCUAUCUUUCUAUGAGACUGGAGAGAUUCCACGGAAGAACCUGGAUGUCAUGAAGGAAGCUAUGGCAGAGGAAGCGGCUACUGAAAUUACCAGGAAGCUAGAAAAACAGGAGAAGAAAAGCUUGAAGAAGGAGAAGAAACGACUGGCUGCACUGGCACUGGCCUCUUCAGAAAACAGUAGCACUCCAGAAGAAUGUGAGGAAACACAUGAAAAACCUAAGAAGAAGAAAAAGCUAAAACCCCAGGAGACUCCACAGGAAAAUGGAAUGGAAGAUCCACCUGUCUCUUUGCCUAAAAGUAAGAAAAAGAAAGCUUUUCCCAAGGAGGAGUUGGUCAGUGAUCCUGAAGAGAUGGCUACUAGCAGUGUAAGUCCUCCCAAGAGGAAGAAAUCCCUGCCUAAGGAGGAAAUGGCCAGUGAACCAGAAGAGGCAGCAAGCCCCAGUGUCCCCAAGAAGAAAAGGAAGUUUUCUUUUAAGGAGGAACCUGAUGAAGCUGCUGUCAGCUGCACAAAGAAAAAGAAAAAGUCUCAGAAAGCAUCCCAGGAGGAUUAGAAUGGACAUGCUUGG